UAAUCAGUGUCAACCCCCACGCCGGCGCCUCCAGGGACCAGCAAGCUUUAAGCCCUUAGUCCCCCGCCCUCCCCCAGGCUGGUGGCUGGGAAGAAGAAAGCAACUUUGCAGGGGACCCGGCGUAGCGCGCUGACUCGAAAGGGGGCGUUAGCGAGCCUGGCGGUCGGGACAAGUCCCGAGCAUCUCCACCCCGGACCAGGGGCGUCGGUAUCGGCCCGCUGCGGGCCUGCAGAGUUGGCAGUGAAAAACCGCCGCUGGAAGCCUUAUCCCGAGGUAGAGCAUCUAGCAAGAGCCUGGGCAGAAGAGUGAAGUCAUCUUGGAGGGUCCUUGAUCAUUCUCAACUCCAGUCCUGUGGAGCCUCCUGAAAGUGACAGCCACAAAUUGAAUUCUUGCCACCAGGAUGGGGAAACAGAACAGCAAACUGCGCCCUGAAGUCAUGCAGGACUUGCUGGAGAGCACGGACUUCACUGAGCACGAGAUCCAGGAGUGGUACAAAGGCUUCUUGAGAGACUGCCCGAGCGGACACUUAUCAAUGGAAGAGUUUAAGAAAAUAUACGGGAACUUUUUCCCUUAUGGGGAUGCUUCCAAAUUUGCAGAGCAUGUCUUCCGCACCUUCGAUGCAAACGGAGACGGGACAAUAGACUUUAGGGAGUUCAUCAUCGCCCUGAGUGUAACGUCGAGGGGCAAGCUGGAGCAGAAGCUCAAGUGGGCCUUCAGCAUGUACGACCUGGACGGCAACGGCUACAUCAGCAAGGCAGAGAUGCUGGAGAUUGUACAGGCAAUCUACAAAAUGGUGUCCUCUGUCAUGAAGAUGCCUGAAGAUGAGUCAACCCCAGAGAAAAGGACAGAAAAGAUCUUCCGCCAGAUGGACACCAAUAGAGAUGGAAAACUCUCCCUGGAAGAAUUCAUCCGCGGGGCCAAGAGCGACCCAUCCAUCGUGCGUCUCCUGCAAUGCGACCCCAGCAGUGCUGGCCAGUUCUGAACCCUGCACCCCGAGGACGCUACAGCCGCUUGUGUCUCCUGUUUAGCGUUGAAACUUUUUUUUUUUUUUUUUUUUUUUUGGCCAAACAAUAUUGAUGGUGAUGCUGUCCCCUCUUGGGUCAGAUGUGCCCUCCUGUGACACCUUUGCAUCUUGCUUCUUUUGUCGUGGACGCUUUGUGGGGAUGCCCAGAGCCCCGUGUGCUGUGGACAGCAUGAGCACACUUUGUGGUGUCCCCGCCAGAUGACUUUUUAUCUUACCAUGAUCUCCACCCCCCCUUGAUUCUAAUGUCUCUGUCUUAAAACCCAAGACUUGGGGGCAAGAGAAGGGAAUCCCACCCAGCGCAUAGCGGCUCUGUUUGAAAGACAAAACUCCAAACUGGGAUCUGUAGUCCAGGGUAUAGUGAGGACCUGGGGCUGGAUUUCCGAAGAAGAGGUUAUUACAGGGAGCUGGGACAUUCCCCCCAAGAGGCUCACUCCCCUCUCUACCCCAGCAGGCUGUAGUUUCUAAGCUGUAAACAUUUCAAGGUAAAUUAACAGAGGAGAUGUGGGAAGACGGCUCAGCUAUUUUUUUCCACAGGUUUACACGAGUUGAGCUAAUAUGAGUUCCUUUUAAAAAAUCGGACACAGAUGGUAACAUUCUAAAACCAGACCCAUCUAACUGCCUACUUGUGAUUUAUAAAAAGACUGCUGUAUAUAAAACAUUGGGUAUUGCAGACCAAAUCAAGUGUUUUGCCUUGUAAAUGCAUGUCUAGUGAGUGCUGAUACAAUCUUACUCCCGAAGACUGUUCUCAGUAGCUCAUCGUGAAAUCAGCUACAAUGAAUGUCAGUGUCUUGUUUUAAAGUCCUACCUGUCUUUGCACAAACGUACCAGUCAGCAAGUAUAUUUUAUAUACUCUGUAACGUUACGAAGGAACGACGGAUGACAAGGGCCCGGUUUUGAUGUUUGAAUGGUUUUCCGGAGUCAAGGAGGCUGGACGACAGGAGGAAGGCAGUUUUCCAAGCGUCUUCUCCGGCACCCACAGCUCUACACGGACAGGGCCAAGGCCCAGUAACGCACCGACGGCGAAUGCAGGUGACGUGUUUCUAAGCAGAUGAAUGUUCUAUAGACUCGAAAAACAAACAGGACUUCCUAACAGUUUAACCCACAUCCUUGGUGGGCGAGCCAGAUCUAGAAUGUUCAUUUUUCCUGCCCACAGGUGCCCUUCGAAGAGUCAGCUGUGGGACAGCUAGGCAACUCACCCACUCUGAGAGCCAGCGAGGGGGCCUGCAGUAUCCAAGGCCUAUGGAGAUCCAACAGUUCUGUCCCUCACUGCGUCCUUUGAAUGCAGCAAAGUAGAGCUGCUGCUUGGGCUGGUCACCUCACAUACACUGCUUUGGAAUGAGGGCUGGAAAUAGGAACUUCUGGCCCCAGGCAAGCCAAAGCCCCACAAACAGCUGGCAUUAGAAGGCCCAAAUACUCAAGAGUGUCUAUGCAGAACCUGCUUGAGAAGAAGCAGCAAGGUCUCUGUCUGCUGCCAAGCUACUUCCUGUAGAACAAGAACCGCAUAAAGAUAAACCUGACCACAGGGACAGUGUGCCGAGAGGUUCCUGCCAGCCUGUGGCCCCUCCCCCAGUAACACUCCUACCUGGCAGAAGUUCAGACUUGAAUGGUGGUUUAAAAUGAAUCACUUCAUAGGUUGAAAUUUUGAGACCCAGAUUUUUGUAAUCUUAAUUUUUCCUAGUGUUGUUUCCUUACAUUUUGUACUAAGGCUUGCCAAAUCCUGUGGGCCAGUUGGCAAAGUCUGCUUUUGAGCAGCAGAAUGAACCCAAGUUGUAGAAAAGAAAUAGAUCAGGGACCCAGCACACUGGUCACUGGGAAAUGGACUCACACAGCCCUCUCUGAACUGAGGACUUGUUUCCUUGGUCUGGUCUCGUCUGAUGAGUGUCGUCAGUGUUGGAGAAUCCACGUGGGGCCGCCUUCAGCUGAGCCAGAAUCAGGUUUCCUAGAACUUAGAGCCAGUGUGGGAACUACAAAAAGUGACUUCCAGCUAUUGGGAAACAAAGAGCCUGAGGCAUAGGUUGUGAGCCUUGCGGUCCCCAGAAGGCAUGCAGAGUGCCAGAGCUGGCUAGCCACACAGACACAACACACCAGGGCCGUUUUCUCCCCUCUCUUCCCCACCUCUCCUCACGCAGGUAUGGGCAUACCUAACUUUAUGCAUUUUGACCAAGGGACUUCAUAGCACCCAGACGGCUGGGUGCCUGAAGACAAGUCACUCCGGUGAAGCAUUGCUCCGGCUGCGUCCAGGGAUGGCUAGAGGAAGUGGAGUCUGAUUUGUUCCCAGUAGAGGCAGCCUGUGCUGUCCACGGGACAGGACUAAAUGGCUUAUGACUUGAAGGACGCGUCAAAGUUGACUGUUCAUACCUCACAUAAGAUGGAGAAGGGAUGCUGUGGGUGCUCUCGCGCCCCAGCAAUACACCCCAGGGGGACUUUCUACAAAUGAAUUUAAUAAUAUAUAUGUCAUACUAUGUGGUGUGGUCCCGUUAACAGUUGAUUGUAUAGCUCUUGCCUGGCAUUAAAGCAUGUUAAUUAUUUAA
Messenger RNA from Myodes glareolus (Bank vole), 3555 nucleotides. It is a transcript of the gene Ncald, whose product is annotated as neurocalcin delta. Gene Ontology annotation, molecular function: tubulin binding; calcium ion binding; actin binding. Gene Ontology annotation, biological process: calcium-mediated signaling. Lineage: Eukaryota; Metazoa; Chordata; Mammalia; Rodentia; Cricetidae. The record is from RefSeq and is a predicted model, not a curated record.